This is a messenger RNA of Scedosporium apiospermum, 1356 nucleotides long. RefSeq lists its product as uncharacterized. Gene Ontology annotation, molecular function: S-adenosylmethionine-dependent methyltransferase activity. Bases 1 to 1356 code for a protein of 451 amino acids. The record is from RefSeq and is a predicted model, not a curated record. The transcript is spliced from 4 exons. NCBI's taxonomy places the organism in Eukaryota, Fungi, Ascomycota, Sordariomycetes, Microascales, Microascaceae.
AUGCUCAUUCUAAAGCUUGUUUCAACAGCGUUUUUGAUCUCGGCCGCGGCCGCUAAGAGCCCAGUCGAGGGUCAAGACGUGGAGAUGAGGGCAGAGCAAGAGAAGAUUCUCGCUGAGCCGGCGAACGAAGUCAUUAUUGAUCCUCCGCUUGAAGUCCACCAAGUCUUUCUCACAGUCCAAGACCUAGCCCAGCAGAAAGAAUCGCCAAGACACAAGGCUGAGAAGGAGAGGUUACUGCAAAGACUCAACCGCAAUCACGGGAAGUGGGACGCGAACCAUCCUAGGUGGAGGCUCCUUGACGCCCUCUACGGCUUCCGCAAGUAUUUCGAUAGGAAUAUCGAGGACGUGACGCGGUGGAAGAACUUUUACAAGCACGUGUCGCCGGCACAAAAGAAGCUAUUGGAGAGCACUGUUCAGUAUUCCCAAAAGUUCACCAAGACGGAGCACUUUCUCUCAGAGAAUCAUGGGCUCUGUCAACGUGUCGUCGACGCCGCGCUUGAAUUCUACGAGGUAGACCCUAGCGAACUCGACGAGCACAUCAAGAAAGCCGAGAAGGACAGGAAGGUUGCCGAGAAAGUCAGCGUCUCCCAGGCUUUGAAGCACCUUGUUCGCGACUGGUCUGAAGAGGGACUGAGUGAGCGAGGGGAUGCGUUUCCUUGUCUCCUGCAGACUAUUGAUGGAUUAUUUCCUGAUCGGUUCGAUGGAGGAGAGGAGGUCAAAGUCUUGCUCCCUGGUGCAGGCCUCGGUAGGCUUGGCCACGACGUGUCGGCAUUGAAAGGUUUCGAGGUUACGAGCAAUGAAUGGUCAAUGUACAUGAACGUCGUGUCCCGCUUCCUCGACAGCCAGCCCUCUACCGCAUCCGGUGCCGUCUACCCCUUCGUCGACUACUGGUCCCACCACGUCUCCAACGCCGACAUGAUGCGCAAGAUCUCUUUCCCCGACAAGCCCAUCAACGCCAGCUCCGUGCUCCUCGUUGAAGGAGACUUUGUCACUAUAUUUAACGAGCAGACAGCAUACUUCGACUCCGUGGUAACACACUUCUUCAUCGACACUGCGAGAAAUCUGAUGAGCUACUUCGAUACGAUCCAUCGCGUCCUCAAGCCUGGAGGCUACUGGGUAAACUUUGGUCCGCUUUUGUAUGGUACGGGACCAUUCGUUCAGUUGUCUCUUGAGGAGAUCAUCAUCGUUGCGGAGGCCAUCGGCUUCGAGUUUCUGGAUACAUCAGAUAAUUGUGGGGAGCUUACGAUGGAGGGGAGGAAGGUUAGGGGGAUGCAGGCUGUGUACGGGUUUAACGAGAAAGCGUUGACAAGGAAUGCGUAUAACGCGCAGUUUUGGGUGGCGAGGAAGAAGGAGUAG